Messenger RNA from Lactuca virosa, 732 nucleotides. NCBI's taxonomy places the organism in Eukaryota, Viridiplantae, Streptophyta, Magnoliopsida, Asterales, Asteraceae. The record is from the annotation of a GenBank genome assembly.
AUGGCACUCGAAGCUCUUGGAUCACCGUCGCCGCCUCUCCGCCACCGCGACAUGGAUGUUCAAGAUUCUUGGAACAAAGGCAAGCGAUCUAAACGCCCAAGAACCACCACCGAUCACGAUGUUGCUCUUCCACAACAACCACCCACAGAAGAAGAGUACUUAGCCCUCUGCUUGAUGCUCCUAGCCAACGGCAGCCCCACCUCCACCUCCACCGCCACCGACACACCGCCGGAAAAUGAGUCUGACUCCCGGGUGCAGGCUUACAAAUGUAGCGUAUGCAACAAGGGGUUCUCUUCUUACCAAGCACUCGGAGGACAUAAAGCUAGUCACCGGAAGAACGUUCCCGACGACCAUAUUCCGUCCACCUCCGCCUCCGCCACCGCCACCGCCACCUUGUCGAGUUCUUCUGUUUUGAAACCUAGUGGAAAAGUACACGAGUGUUCCAUCUGUCAUAGAACGUUCCCCACCGGCCAGGCGCUUGGCGGCCACAAACGACGGCACUACGACGGAAACAACCCUGGCAGCACCGUCACAACGACAUCAGACGGAGGUGCUUCCUCCACCCCUAGUCAACCGCGCGACUUUGACUUAAACUUGCCGGCGUUCCCCGACUUAUUCCAAAUGGGUUUGAGCGUUGACUGUGGGAAGAAAAGCCAAAUGUUGAUUAACGAACAAGAAGUUGAAAGUCCACUUCCGAUGAAGAAACCGUGUUUCUCGAUCAAAACGGAAUAA